Molecule: messenger RNA, 915 nt
Organism: Medioppia subpectinata
Lineage: Eukaryota; Metazoa; Arthropoda; Arachnida; Sarcoptiformes; Oppiidae
Source: the annotation of a GenBank genome assembly
GUGUGUGGCGAUCGGGCAAUUGGCUAUAAUUUUGGUGCCCUAACGUGUGAGUCCUGUCGCACGUUUUUUCGCCGCAAUGCCAGUCGUGUUGAGAUAUUUGUCUGUCCUCUCGGCAACAAUUGUGUGAUAAAGCUUUUAAUGAGAAAGUGCUGCAAAAAGUGUAGAAUUGAUAAAUGUUUUGCCAUCGGAAUGAAGAAAAAACGAGUUGCACUCAAAUGUGACCAAUUAAUACGUGAUGAAAAUCUCAAAAAUGUCAAUACAACUUACAAUCCAUUAGAUAUUAAUACGAAUUUGUCAAAUGAUUUUAAUGAAAUCAACAAAAUGGACACUAAAAUACCCUCUUUUAUCAAAGGCUUUAUAUUUAACUUCAAUGAGUUAGAGAUGAAUAGAUUUAAAGAGUUAUUCAAUUCAGUGGCUGUCGUUAGGAAUCGCACCGUAAGAACGAUAGCAUAUGAGACGGUGUGUGUGUCGGACGCGCUUCAGAUAUUGCAAAACAGGGCUGAUAUUAAGUUUGCAUUAAUGGUUAAAAUGUCGACAAAUAUUAAUGGAUUCAAAGAGUUGUGCGAAAACGACAAGAUUGUGCUCUUGAAGGCCGGCUGCCCUCAGAUCAUGUUUUUGCUCAAUAUUAGAGAUUAUGACUUCGAGGGCCAGUUCUGGACGAUUCCCAUUGACAAUGAAAGGGCAACGAUAUUACGGAUGAGUGUAAUGAAGGGUUGGAAUGAAAUUGUGGUUCAAAUCCAUAAGAAAUUUUUAUUACAACAGAAGACAUACAUGUAUUUACUUCAACGGUAUUUAGAGAUUAAACACAACUCGAAGUCAGAAUCGGAGACACGUUUCGGGCGUUUAACCAUUCGUAGGCAUUCUUACGAGAAAAGUCUCGGAAUGAGUUUAAAACUGUUGGCUAAAAUCAGCGGU